Molecule: messenger RNA, 4778 nt
Organism: Miniopterus natalensis
Lineage: Eukaryota; Metazoa; Chordata; Mammalia; Chiroptera; Miniopteridae
Source: RefSeq, a predicted model, not a curated record
AAAGAGCACAAAGUUCUCAGAGCUUUUGAGGAAAUUGGUUGUCCCAGUGCCCUUUCAGGCCACUGUUCCCUCCCUGCUUUGUAAAUAACCCCUCCUCUCCCCACACAUCCCCUUCUCCCACCACCCACCCACACUGUGGAAGUAAGGGAACCAGAGCGGUAUCUCUGUCACCACACUAGGGAUUAUCAGGUAAUAAAAGCUUUGCCUCCCUGAGGAAACGUCUCUCCCUUUUUCUGGGGUAGGGCAGUCAUACCAGGGCUGGGGCUCUCCUAGGCCACCCCCGGCCCUACUGUUACUAUUUUGUCUCAACUGGCCAAAGAGAGGCCACAGUCCCCCCAACUCCUUUUUCCCAGUAAGCUCAGCCCCUCCAGCUCUUGGCUGCAUGCCAAGGACCCACCUUCCCCUCCCAACACAUCUUUGGUACUGUGGUCCCAGCCAGCCUGGCACCCUGGGAAGAUGGCCAGGGGCAUGGAGAGAGGAGGUGGCUCAGGGCUAAGGCCAGUCUGACUCUCUGGUGCUUUGGUACAAAACUAUCUUGAUUGUGUCACUCCAACCAGAAUAAGUCUUUACACUCACACUUACUGUGUUAAAUAGCUUCUUAUGAAAUUUUCUUUCAUAUGAAAUUUUCUUUCAUAUCUGUCCUCAUUUCCAGGACUUUUAUGUGGAAGUGCCUCAGAUCCUGGGUGGUGGGAGUCUUAGAUUCCAACUUGAUUUUGAGCCUGAAUAUUAGAUAAAAGUGUCUUCACUUUUGUGUCUCAGAUAAGGUGGAUGUUCAUUUAUUUCUCAGUAACAGCCUACCUAGUCCAGACACCUAGUACCCUCCCAUCCAUGGUCCCAGUGUCCCUUGGUGUGGCUGGAGCUGGAUCACUGUCUUUUCCAGUGGAACACCAAAGAGUGUGGAGAGCAAGCAACUUCAUUUUUAAGGACAUGAAGCAAAAUUUGCCCUUUUCAUUUUCACACAUAUCCCACUGGCUAAAACCUAGUCAUAAGGCCACACCUAGCUACAAGGGGUGCUGGGAAACAUAGUCUUUGGGAGCACAGCUGGGAGGAUGGGUCUGUCCACUUCCUCCUAGCCUCAUGAACAGCUCAUCAUGGGAACAAGAGCAUAAACUGGUUGCCAUGGCUAUCAGUGCAGGACCAAGAGAGCCUUGCAGCCUGCAGGGCAUUUCUUGGGGAACAGGGGCAGGCCCUGAGCCUCCUCAGAUUGUCAAGAGUAAGAGAUGGCACCCUAGCCAGUCCACCCUAGCACACUUGUGCUGCUGUGUUUCUUGGAGGAAGUGGGACUUGAACUGGACCCAAGGGAUGCUGGAAAUUUAGAGAGUGAAAGGAAGAAAGGUCAUGUGGAGCCACAUUACAGAGGAUCUUGGAGCCCAAGCAAACAAGACAUGACAGCUCCAAGAUGGGAGCCAAGUUUUGUACCACAUCUUCAGGAUGUCUGCGGGGACACCACGACAGACCACCUCUGGAAGCUUACAAAGAGGUGAGUGUGUGUCAAUGGAGAUACUUGGUCCUUCUGUAUGAACUAAGGAACUCCAAGGGGCAAUAAACUCAAUUGUUAGUAGUUUUAAAAGAAGCAUGGAUAAAUUAAGCAAAGACAGAAUCUGACAAAUUUCUGAUGAGGGGAGCCAUGUUUGGGAAGGAGACCCUGGCUCCUCACAAGCUACCUUUUGGUGCCUCUGCGUAACCAGUCCAGGCAGAUGGAGGAGGGAGACCUUGGGUCAGCAAUCUGUGCUGGAAACUUGCAGGAGAGCCUUCUGCACAACCUGCAUUCCGUCCUUCAUCUGCUAUUAGCGGCUGAGCCAAUAUUUUAAAUAUCACCUGGUUAAUACAGAAACGUCUUCAAACUGGGCUCCCAUAUUUCAAGAGACCCGACAGGAACUGGUCUAGGCUAAAAGGAAAAUAUAUUGGGGCUCACACAGCAUGAUUGUGUGAAGGGCAGGGAUGACUUUGUUCAGUGCCCACCCUUCAGCCAGUCAGUGAGGAUUUCUUAGAAGGAAAAAAGUGGUGUCCAUUGCCCGCCACACACCAAGAACUCUGGGGUCUGCCACACCCUCAGAGACCUCACUUCAACAAGUCAUCUUUCUCCUAGGUUUUCUGUUUCUUUCAUCACUUCUCCCACCAAAUGAUUAAGUUUUUCAUUAAAAAUGGGGGGGGGGGCACUUCCCCCAGGCUUAAAUUCUUGUCCCUUUAUGAUAGACUUCUUGAAAAAAUCUACACUCUCACUUUUUCCUCUUUCCCACUUCAUUUCCUUUCUUACCUGUUCUUGCCAAGGUGACCUGUGCACUGAGCCCCAGGAAUCCCCUGUCUGCCCACUAGUUCCCCCUUGGUGUUAGUGACUCCCUUCAGACUGAUCCCCACUCUAGCUGCUCCUCCACUGUCUCCCUCCUCAGAGCUCGGGCAUUCCUGCCAUCUCUAUGCUGUGGGUCCUCAGCCCUUCUCCAAGCUUGAGCCCCCUCCUGAGCUCCAUGUCCCCAUAUCCUGCUUCCUGCUGAGUGACCCCACAUGGGAUGACCCACAGGCACCUGUCUCAUGCCCCCUGCAGCCCUCUGGCAUUCUCUGCACACUUCACCCCCACUCCCACCUUGCUCCAGCCCAUGGGCCCACUGGCAGUUCCUAUGUUGACUCCUCUCCAUUUUGUUCCUUACGCUGGAGCACCUACUGCUGCCCUGUUUCCACUACUCUAGCUAACUCCUUUCAGCCUUCACCCUAGACCACCUGGUCGAGGGUUUGUGCCUCUGUGCUCCAACAGCACCUGAGUGCUCAGUUCUGAACCUCUGCUUCCCCCUGACUGCAAGAAGCUCCAAGACUGGAAUGAUGUCCUCUCCCCAGAGCAGAGAAUUAGUUGGAUGGCUUUCUGAGUCCUGCCGAGUUUAUAGUCUGAAGGGGGCAAGGCUGCGGCUGGAGGCGCGGAAGCAGGAGCGGCUGCAGGCCGAGGAGAAGGCCCGUCAGGCCCGAGAGACUCAGGCCUGGGUGCAGCUCAAGGAGCAGGAAGUGCUGCAGCUGCAGGAGGAUGCAAAAAACUUCAUUACCCGAGAGAACCUGGAUGCUCGGAUAGAAGCAGCAUUGGACUCCCCGAAGAGCUACAACUGGGCCAUCACCAGAGAGGGGCUGGUGGUCAGGCCACAGCACAAGGGCUCCUAAGGGCCCAGUAAGGACAGUACCUGCCCAGGGACUAUGUGUGUAUUAGGGGUAUGAGGGUUGGGUCUGACUUGGAAUAAAACAGUGGUGUUUCUUAUGAAGAAGGAAGCUCAGCCUAUUCCAGUUUGCCCCUUAUGUUUUGGCCUCUGCACCUACCACUUGAUCAGAAACUCCCACACUCAGUGCCCUUUUCUGGCCCAUGUACAACUCUCAGCACAGCACCAGACCCUAGAGGUUUCCAUCUUACAGAGGAGUAGCCUGGACUGUAGUCAUGAGGUCAUCUCCUGGGUAUUGUCAAGUGUGGUCAGUGGUUGGCAAAUUAUAGUCCAUGGGCCAGAUCUGGCCUACUACCUGUUUUUGUAAAUAAAGUUUUAUUGGAAUACAGCCACACCUGUUCAUUGACUGCUUGGACGCUACAAUGGCAGAGAUGAUUAGUUGCAACAGGAACCGUAUAUGACUUGCAAAAUCUAAAAUAUUUGUUAUAUGACUUUUACGGAAGAAGUUUGCUGAUCUCUGAUCUAAGCAGGGCUUCUUUGGCUUUUAGAAACAUUACCGGAAAGAAAGGAGCCUAGGAGGCACUGCUUUGGCUCGCUGAGAAAUAAAAGUCACAGUGACAGAAGUGAGCCAAGGCAGGACUGCUAUUGGCUUACUGAAGAGUCAGAAAAAAGGGGUUCUUGGAGAUAGGCUCAGGAUUAGCCUGGGACCAGCUGCCUCUGCCUGUUGCUCCCCCAGUUGCAAGUCUCCUGGGGACUGUCCGGUUUAGGAGAUGCAGAGAGUGCAGAUGGGUGGGGGCAUGCUCCCCAGAGAGAGAAGGCGCCCAUAUUUCACACUUCCUGUUUUCCUUCUAAAUACUAGCUACUGAGGAAGAGAGAUGGUCCGGGAGUGGGAUUUUGUGUCUGGAAAAUUCAUAACUGAGGCAUAAACGUCGACUGUGUCUACCACACCUUUGCCUGUCACUGCCUGCGCCCAGAAGCACGGGUGCUGGCUGACCCACUGCUGCUGUGGGAACAGUAGGGCCCCUGCAGGAACCCAGGAGCCACACUUACCCUCCACUGCUGCUGCCGCUGCCCCUGCCACUGUCAGAGGUCCCCAGAAACAGAAGGAUCUGAGGAUUCGUCCUUCCUCUGGCCUUAACAACAAACCCCUUGCCCAUGCCUGACUCCUAGGCUAUUGCCAUAGUGGAAGCCAAUUGCAGGAAGUCUGGGAAAUAUGGUGUGUAGGCCUCCAGCCUCCUAUGGACCUGAGGGCUUUGGAUGAACAACUGGUAUAAACCAAUUUUUUAGAAGCACUGUUUCUCACAAUUUACAGCAUUUAGAAUGGGAUAGAUAGAAUUGUUUUAUGGGGACUUUUUAAAAUAAGGUGAAAUGAAAUUUGAGACUAAUAUUUUGACAGUUAGGAAUUUAUACUUUCUAAAAUUCUGCAAAAGUAUAACUAUAAACAUAGCAUAUCACUGGCAUGUAGUUUAACUUGAAACAUUCUGAUACUUUUAAAUGUAAUUUUGUCUAAAAACAAAUAUAGUUUAAUCCCAACUUUUAAUAAUAGAUAAAUUGUAUUUGUAAAGUAGGGUUUCAUGUAAAAUAUCUCCAUGUUAACAUUUGGCAAAAGUCACCGUUAAAAUAUAUAUAUAUUUGAAAACAGCA